AUUUCAUUAGAUGUAUAUACAAUUCAAUGUACACAUUUUGUUUUUUGCUGGUAACGAGGCUUUGCAAUGCGGCUAUUCAGAGCUGUCUUUGCGGCGCUCGUGUUUACGACCGUGUCUAUAAGGUCUGAUUUUCUACAGAAGGUCGAAUGUAAGCAAUGGGAGCCAGCUGCUGAGCGCGUCAGAAAGCUCAAUGAUGCCAUGGCCAUCCGAUAUGGCACAAGCCCGAGUGAAGAUAACCCCAAGGGUGCCAUGAAGCUGUUUCAAGAGCUUGCUGAAGGUCCACGUGACAGUAUCACAGUUCAAUGUUGGUACGAACUUGGGAAGAUACAUCUAUUUGGUGUUGACUCAUAUUACUUUUGGCGUCAGCGCGAUGUUGCAAAGGCUAAGGAGUUGUUUUUGAAGGCUACUGAGUAUGAUCAUGGUCCGUCUAUGUUUUAUGCCAGUUUCAUAUACACCAUUGAGGGUGAAGGUCCAUUGACGCCUGACCCUCAGAAGGCUGGUAAUCUGCUGCGUCGCGCUGCGUCCGUUGGUUAUGUUCCGGCUAUUCUUGCCCUCGGUUACCGCAAGCUCUUUGGCAUAGGUUGCUCACGUGACGUCAGAGCAUCGAUUGCAUUAUACAAGAAGGCUUAUCGAAUGAAUCGCAUCCAGAGUGAUAAUUUAAGUUACAUGGUACCUACUGAGGAUAUGAUAAUUAGUCCCAAGUCAAUCCAGUCGUUCAGCCUUGCCCAGUCGCAGCAUUCGCAUACCGACUCCGCGCAGCGCAAAGAGUCCCUGAAGUAUUGGGAAUCUAAGGCUGGUGGCGGUGACGGCCUCGCGAUGUACGAGAUGGCCAAGCUAAUGGAAGAGGACCCGGGAGCUGAAGAGGCCGUUGCUAACUUAUACAAGAACGCUAGUAACAAGGGCGUGGUAGCUGCCACACGUGACAUUGGUUUAUGUUACUUGAACGGUAUUGGUGUACGUCAGAAUGCAGAGAAGGCAGUGGAUCACCUUAAGCUAGCAGCUAAGCAAGGUGAUAACGAAGCAGCUAAAUUCCUAGGCUACAUAUAUUACCGUGGAGUUCCUAACCCCCAGGAAGGCAAGCCCAUAGCACGUGAUGAGAAAUUAGCCAUUAAGUAUUUUUCCCAGGCUGCUCGUCACGAAGUACCCGAAGCUAUGUAUUUCAUGGGUGAGAUAUUUGCCCGGCGUGCUAAAUCGCUUACUGGUGACAAGUCACCCAAGUUGAUGUUAAGGGCCCUGGCCAUGUACAGUGCUGCCGCUGAUUAUGGCUUGACCCACGCCCUGCUUCGUGAGGCUGAUUUGCUAGAAUCCGGUAUUGGAGUAAAGCCGAAUUUGACUAGGGCAGCCCUGAAUUAUAAAUCAUUGGCUGAAUCGUCAUUUGCCAUUGUUACACUGCGCGACUCAUUCCACUCCUACCUCCAGAAAGACUACCUCAGCAGCUUUUUACACAACACCAUUGCUGCGUUUGUAGGUAUCCAGGCAGGGCAAUUCAACGUAGGGCAGUUGUACCUGCUUGGUAGGGGCCUCCGCCAAAUUCAAAACGCCUCGCGUAUAGCAAAGACUGCAUUGGUACAAUGUUUGAAACAGGGCAGUGUCCAGUCAUUGAGGCUGCUGGGCCGUAUCGCAGAGCAGGAUGGUCAACACCAGGUGGCCCUCGACCUGUACUCAAAAGGGUUCAAGGGUGGUGACAUGGAUUGUCUAUAUCCUUUGGUUGCUAUUUUCAGCGCUGACGGCGACACUCGUCACAAGGCCGUUGCACUCCUGGAACACAAGCAAUAUCGCAACGCUCGCAGCCCCGAGGGCAACAAUUCAGGAUUACUCAGUACCUGGGACAACGUCUCAUUAUGGGUACGCAUAAAAACCCUAAAGGCACGUCUAGCUAUAGACAGAUACACCAAGCGUGACAAGGAUAGCCUUUGAGCUAUACUUGGUAACUACACAAAUCUACUGUAUGGAACCGUGUUAAUCUUUUAAAUGCUAGUUACAGUUU
This is a messenger RNA of Babesia bovis T2Bo, 1987 nucleotides long. RefSeq names its product Sel1 repeat family protein. Gene Ontology annotation, molecular function: protein binding. The record is from RefSeq and is a predicted model, not a curated record. The transcript is spliced from 5 exons. NCBI's taxonomy places the organism in Eukaryota, Apicomplexa, Aconoidasida, Piroplasmida, Babesiidae. Bases 67 to 1917 code for a protein of 616 amino acids.